Lactuca virosa is the source of this 384-nucleotide messenger RNA. The record is from the annotation of a GenBank genome assembly. NCBI's taxonomy places the organism in Eukaryota, Viridiplantae, Streptophyta, Magnoliopsida, Asterales, Asteraceae.
AUGGGAAACAAAACAGAAUGUACCGGAUUUUUAGCACGUACAACCAUCAAACCAGAGACCAAAGCAAGGCUCGACAAAACAGAAAGUAUCAUAGUACGUCGUCCUUCCCUGAAAUGGAACUUUCAUGCUGGAGCAAGAACUAGCAUGAAAGUCGAUCUAUUACAACCAGUGCGGUUGUUCGUAUUUCAUUUUCUUCUUCCAAGCCCUUCGUUCUUAGCACUGAGUUACUUACGGAAUCACAAAUCUCUCUCGCUUCUUCAGCUUGUUCCUGUUCGUCUAUUCGGGACGGGGCAGGCAGCCCACAUACAUGAAGAGAAGAAUAGAGAGGGGGUUAUCCUACUUAAACUUGGGAAGUUUACUACUGGAAAUUGGGAAGGGCUAUAA